Suricata suricatta (meerkat) is the source of this 6504-nucleotide messenger RNA. RefSeq names its product ATPase plasma membrane Ca2+ transporting 3 (gene ATP2B3). The record is from RefSeq and is a predicted model, not a curated record. Gene Ontology annotation, biological process: calcium ion transmembrane transport; regulation of cytosolic calcium ion concentration. The transcript is spliced from 22 exons. Bases 184 to 3933 code for a protein of 1249 amino acids. Gene Ontology annotation, cellular component: intracellular membrane-bounded organelle; membrane. Lineage: Eukaryota; Metazoa; Chordata; Mammalia; Carnivora; Herpestidae. Gene Ontology annotation, molecular function: ATP binding; P-type calcium transporter activity; PDZ domain binding.
GCAGGGAGCGUGAUGGAGUGGACCAGCUUGCAUCCAAGGUGUCCGUGCUCAGCCACAGCCCCGCCGCAGCUCCCUCCACUGCACCUCACCCCGGCACAGGGACCUCGGGUGGCCGCCUGCCCCUAGCUGAGGCCGCGCCUGUGAAGAGUUGGGGCACCCUGUUCUCCAGGCACGACAGGCAGGAUGGGCGACAUGGCCAACAGUUCCAUCGAGUUUCACCCCAAGGCCCAGCAGCCGCGGGAGGCCCCCCACGCGGGCGGCUUUGGGUGCACGCUGGCGGAGCUGCGUUCCCUCAUGGAGCUCCGAGGGGCUGAGGCACUGCAGAAGGUCCAGGAAGCCUACGGGGACGUCAGUGGGCUUUGCAGGAGGCUGAAGACCUCGCCCACGGAGGGCCUGGCCAACAAUGCCAAUGACUUGGAGAAGCGCAGGCAGAUCUAUGGGCAGAACUUCAUCCCUCCCAAGCAGCCCAAGACCUUCCUGCAGCUGGUGUGGGAGGCCCUGCAGGACGUGACCCUAAUCAUCCUGGAGGUGGCCGCCAUCGUCUCCCUGGGCCUUUCAUUCUAUGCACCGCCUGGAGAGGAGAGCGAAGCAUGCGGGAAUGUAUCAGCUGGGGCUGAAGACGAAGGGGAGGCCGAGGCAGGCUGGAUCGAGGGAGCUGCCAUCCUGUUGUCCGUCACCUGUGUGGUGCUGGUCACAGCCUUCAAUGACUGGAGCAAGGAGAGGCAGUUCCGGGGCCUGCAGAGCCGCAUCGAACAGGAGCAGAGGUUCUCCGUCAUCCGGGACGGCCAGCUGCUGCAGGUUCCGGUGGCCGCACUGGUGGUGGGGGACAUCGCACAGGUCAAGUACGGAGACCUGCUACCUGCUGACGGCGUGCUCAUCCAAGGCAAUGACCUCAAGAUCGAUGAGAGCUCCCUGACGGGCGAAUCGGACCACGUGCGCAAAUCAGCUGACAAGGACCCCAUGCUGCUCUCAGGUACCCAUGUCAUGGAAGGUUCUGGAAGAAUGGUGGUGACUGCUGUUGGUGUCAACUCCCAGACAGGAAUCAUCUUUACCUUGCUUGGAGCUGGUGGAGAGGAAGAGGAGAAGAAGGAUAAGAAAGGCAAGCAGCAGGAUGGGGCACUGGAGAGCAGCCAGACCAAAGCCAAGAAGCAGGAUGGGGCAGUUGCCAUGGAAAUGCAGCCCCUGAAGAGUGCGGAGGGGGGGGAGACAGAGGAACGCGAGAAGAAGAAAGCCAGCGUGCCCAAGAAGGAGAAGUCAGUCCUGCAGGGCAAGCUCACCAAACUGGCCGUGCAGAUCGGGAAAGCAGGGCUGGUGAUGUCUGCCAUCACCGUCAUCAUCCUGGUCCUCUACUUUGUGAUCGAGACCUUCGUCGUGGACGGCCGAGUGUGGCUGGCGGAGUGCACACCCAUCUACGUGCAGUACUUCGUGAAGUUCUUCAUCAUCGGUGUCACUGUACUGGUUGUGGCCGUCCCGGAGGGCCUGCCUCUCGCUGUCACCAUCUCCUUAGCCUACUCUGUCAAGAAAAUGAUGAGGGACAACAACCUGGUCCGCCACCUGGAUGCCUGCGAGACUAUGGGCAAUGCCACAGCCAUCUGCUCUGACAAGACGGGCACACUCACCACCAACCGUAUGACCGUGGUCCAGUCCUACCUCGGAGACACCCACUACAAAGAGGUUCCGGCCCCCAUCACCCUGACCCCCAAGAUCCUCGACCUCCUGGUCCAUGCCAUCUCCAUCAACAGUGCCUACACCACCAAAAUACUACCUCCAGAGAAGGAAGGCGCUCUCCCACGCCAAGUGGGCAACAAGACAGAGUGUGCUCUGCUGGGCUUUGUCCUGGACCUGAAGCGGGACUUCCAACCUGUGCGGGAGCAGAUUCCAGAAGAUAAGCUUUACAAAGUGUACACCUUCAACUCGGUCCGCAAGUCCAUGAGCACGGUCAUCCGCAUGCCUGACGGUGGCUUCCGCCUCUUCAGCAAGGGUGCCUCGGAGAUCCUGCUGAAAAAGUGCACCAACAUCUUGAACAGCAAUGGAGACCCACGUGGUUUUCGCCCUCGGGACCGGGACGACAUGGUGAAGAAGAUCAUUGAGCCCAUGGCGUGCGACGGCCUCCGCACCAUAUGUAUUGCCUACCGGGACUUUUCUGCAGCUCAGGAACCCGACUGGGACAAUGAGAACGAGGUCGUGGGCGACCUCACCUGCAUAGCCGUCGUGGGCAUCGAGGACCCCGUUCGGCCCGAGGUCCCUGAAGCCAUCCGCAAGUGCCAGCGUGCCGGCAUCACGGUCCGGAUGGUGACUGGGGACAACAUUAACACAGCCCGGGCUAUCGCGGCCAAGUGCGGCAUCAUCCAGCCUGGGGAGGACUUCCUGUGCCUGGAGGGGAAGGAGUUCAACCGGCGGAUCCGCAAUGAGAAAGGCGAGAUAGAACAGGAGCGUCUGGACAAGGUGUGGCCCAAGCUGAGGGUCCUCGCCCGGUCGUCUCCCACCGACAAGCACACUCUGGUCAAAGGGAUCAUCGACAGCAGCACCGGCGAGCAGCGGCAGGUGGUGGCCGUAACCGGGGACGGCACCAACGACGGGCCAGCCCUCAAAAAGGCAGACGUGGGCUUUGCCAUGGGCAUUGCGGGCACUGAUGUGGCCAAGGAGGCCUCAGACAUCAUCCUGACCGAUGACAACUUCACCAGCAUCGUCAAGGCGGUCAUGUGGGGCCGGAACGUCUAUGACAGCAUCUCCAAGUUCCUGCAGUUCCAGCUGACAGUCAACGUGGUGGCUGUGAUCGUGGCCUUCACGGGGGCCUGCAUUACUCAGGACUCUCCUCUCAAAGCCGUGCAGAUGUUGUGGGUGAAUUUGAUCAUGGACACAUUUGCCUCUCUGGCCCUGGCGACAGAGCCACCCACUGAGUCGCUGCUGCUGCGGAAACCCUACGGCCGGGACCAGCCCCUCAUCUCCCGCACCAUGAUGAAGAACAUCCUUGGCCACGCAGCCUACCAGCUCAGCAUCAUCUUCACGCUGCUGUUCGUCGGAGAGCUCUUCUUCGACGUGGACAGCGGGAGGAAUGCGCCCCUGCACUCUCCGCCAUCAGAGCACUAUACCAUCAUCUUCAACACCUUCGUCAUGAUGCAGCUUUUCAACGAGAUCAAUGCCCGCAAGAUUCACGGCGAGCGGAACGUCUUUCACGGCAUCUUCAGCAACCCCAUCUUCUGCACCAUCGUGCUGGGCACCUUUGCAAUUCAGAUUGUCAUCGUCCAGUUCGGCGGAAAGCCCUUCAGCUGCUGCCCCCUGUCCACGGAGCAGUGGCUCUGGUGCCUGUUCGUUGGCGUUGGGGAGCUGGUCUGGGGACAGGUCAUCGCCACCAUCCCCACCAGCCAGCUCAAGUGCCUGAAGGAAGCAGGGCACGGGUCCGGCAAGGAUGAGAUGACGGACGAGGAGCUGGCCGAGGGGGAGGAAGAGAUCGACCAUGCCGAGCGGGAGCUGCGCCGAGGCCAGAUCCUCUGGUUCCGCGGCCUCAAUCGGAUUCAGACACAGAUGGAGGUAGUGAGUACCUUCAAGAGAAGCGGUUCAUUUCAGGGUGCUGUGCGCCGGCGGCCUUCAGUCCUCAGCCAGCUCCAUGACAUCCGGGUCGUGAAAGCGUUCCGUAGCUCGCUCUAUGAAGGCCUGGAGAAACCGGAAUCCAAGACCUCCAUCCAUAACUUCAUGGCGACGCCCGAGUUUCUGAUCAACGACUACACCCACAACAUCCCGCUCAUCGACGACACGGACGUGGACGAGAACGAGGAGCGCCUGCGGGCCCCCCCGCCCCCGUCCCCCAACCAGAACAACAACGCCAUAGACAGCGGCGUCUACCUGACCACGCACGGCACCAAGUCAGCUACCUCGUCAGUGUUUUCUUCCAGACCCGGGAGCCCGCUCCACAGCGUGGAGACGUCCCUCUGAGGGGCCCGCUCUCAGCACGCGCACGCCGCACGCACGCGCACUCGGCGGGAUGGCGCCGGCCUGCGAGGCGAGCUCGGCCAAGGCGGCUGAAGCUGGUGCUCGGACGGAGCCGAUCCAACCAAGGCUUCUUACCCGGGGCUGAAGAGGAAGAGGGAGAAAGUAGAGCGUGACAAGAGCUGCGUUUCCCUUUUUUCUAUCGAAGCAUUUUUUUAACGAACACUACGACUCCACCGGAUGUUCGCUGUGGGGGCCGUGCCGCGGGGCAGGGGCCGGUUGCGGUUCAGUGGGAGCUGCUUGGCACCCCCUGAAGAGCAAUGGGAUCAGUCGGUUCAUUCGAAAAGAAGAAACGAGGAAGGCUGCUUCGCAGGCCGGGGAAAGAUGCCCCGCCCGGACGGCCCGACGCCGAGCCGCCUGCGGAUGCACCUGCUCCACCGCCAAGCACCGCUUCCCCAGGACACAUGUGCAGUCCGUAUGUGCGUGCGUGCGUAGAGAUGAGCGUGCGGAUAGACGUAUACGUACCUAUAUGACCAGAUGCAUAUUUAAAGAAUAAGGAGCUAUUUAUCAGCAUGAUAUUUCCAUUCCUCUUAUCGGGUGUUUUCAUUUUGAAAUCUCAUUAUUUAUUGUGGCAGGUUUUUUUCAGGGAACCAGACUGCAAGAAUAUCUUUUUGCUUGCUUGCCCCGCCCCCCGCCCCCACCUUCCGCCCAGCCUCCGUUCUCCAUCGGAGCCCUUCCUCCCCUUCACAGUUCCCGGAGAUGUUGCUGCCGAGCGUCCCGAGAAGGUCGGGGACAGAGACCUGAGGCCGGAGCAGUUAGAAUGGGAACAUUUGCACUUUGAGAGUCCUGCCUAUGGAGGGGGUAAAAAACACCUUUCAAUGGAAUUUUUUAUUUAAAAGGAAAAUACCAAAGUAUUGAUGAGAAUGAUCCCCUCCAGUGGGUGGAAAGGGGAGUUUUGCUUUCAGUUUCAUUUGAUUUAAACUCCAAGUCCUGGAUUCUGGCUGGUGGGCUUUCUUUGUCCGCACCCCAACUUCAACAGCAAUGAAGCGCCACCCCCUGCCAUGCUGCCUUGGGAGAACCCAGAACUCCUGGAGCAAACCCAGGAGAGCCAGGGCCAGAGGUGGGGGGCAGGGAGAGCAGCAAGAAUCAGGCAGAAAGUGGCAGAGGAAAGGUACAUGACCACAACUAAGAGGUUGUGCUGAGGUGUGGUAGGGUGACUGGGGUAAGUGCUCAGUCACCGCCCACCGAAGCACUGUUCCUACCGGAUCUUCUCGUUCAAGGACAACGAUGACUGCAAAGGCGUGGAUUGUGCAUCUGCAGCCACCUACAGUGACAUGGGGGAAGCAGGUGCAGGAGCAAAGCCCCUGUGAGCAAGGGCACCUGGUCGCUGGCGCGCCGAUCACCCCCGGGGCUCUGUUUCACGCGCGGGGAAGGCUGAGGAGGUCAGCUUCACCGUGCGGCUGAGCACCCGGUCUGCAGGUGGGAGAGCUGGGCCUGGGCUCCCCAGACGGUUCCCUCGGGAGCCUCUCCUUCCAGUGUGGGCACGCCUCGUGCCAAGCCUCAGUUUCCCCUGAACGCACACAGAAAAAGCAGAGAUCCCUUUACCUUUCGAUUUCACGCGUCUCACGGUCCGCAGACAGGCAGUUCAGGUACGUGUGCCUGUCACUUGGGCCUGGGGCUGAGCCGCUGAGGGCCAUCCUCGAGCUGAGGGAUGCGGGAAGGAAUGGGAGCGACAGGUGUGGAUGGGCGGCACCGGCUCGCGUCAUGUGCCCCGUCCUACACCCACUGUCACGGGACCGUCUCGCCUCCACCUGCAUCUGUGAACACCCAGGUUGACAUCCAAAACACGCUCAGUUCCCGUGGUUAGCAGGAACGCCGCGUCACCCCUGAGCGGGAGUAGUCAAGUCUCGGGCCAAGGAAUUUCAGUUAGAAGAGAAAAUCCCACUUAAAAUGCCAGCUACAGAUAACUCAAAGCCAUCCCUUUAUUCCAAAGGGCACAUUGAGAAUGUUACCCAUUUGUAAAUUGUUCCCUACCGUCCUUGUUUAAGCAAGAACAAAAAGGGCAACUCAAUUUGUUGAGGGUCUGUGUGUUCUUAAACUAGAAAUAAAAUUGGAACCAUUUCAAUCAAAGAAGACCAGCUACAAUGCGCUGCUCACGGACUUCUCUCAUUCUCAGCUGCAGACACAUGGGUAGGACUAACGGUCAGUAUAGAUUUCCAACACCUCACUGCUGCUGUACAAAGUUGCCUGUUGUACGUGUCGACUGUUUAGUCCCUAGGUCGCCUUUCCUCCAGGCGCGGGGCUCUGCUUUCUGUACAGUGUUCAGGCCGAGGGACGUGUGUCAUCGGGAAGCCCCUGUCUAUAAAGCGUAUUAUACGGAAUGGCUUGGCCAACUGUGUUCAGUUAUUAAAUAUGUUUUACACUUUUAUCUGCCUGUUAUAAAGAUGAACAAAACUUAUCUUAAUGAGGAAGACCAGAUGCAUAAUAAUUUAAAGUCUGUAGUCAAAUUUCCUAAUUUAAAGAAUAGUCCAAAACUUCUGUGUAUUAAAAACCAAAUGAAAGGCUCCUACAGUCCCA